AUGUCCACGAUCUUCACUUCCACGUUUGACAUGGUGCACCUUUACCGACUCCUCGACGAGUCUGGUGAAGAGUCGUGCCUACUCAUCUUUAGUAGUGCAGCGACGUCCACGUCGACAAAUCAUACAGUCGGAGACCUCAAGAAAACACUUGGGUGCGAAAAAGAAUUUCCUGCGUCAUUGCUGAUGCUGAGAACGUUGCCGAAUGAAGAAGAGAAAGAGAAUACCGGUGAAGAUGGACAUCAUGAUGGUAGAGAACUUGUUGGUGUUGCGUCUUCAUCGUCGUCCGACGUCGCAGACACAACAGGAGACCUAGACGAGCACGAACAAGUACUGACAGAUGACGCCGUUGUUUUGAACAGUUUCCUAGCAUUUGAGGAUCAUACCUUGGUGUUAUCGGAGCUAGAGAAAGGAGCUGCAGCAGGCCCUCCAGACGAUGCAGACCUGUCGUAUAUGGUUCAACAAGCGAUACUGCAGAUGUUUUACAAGCAUAUGCCAGGUGGUGUCGUUGACGGGGAAGCUCUACCUCCAAAAGAGGAUGCAAUUGGCGGCGCUGGCGAGGACGAUGCUUUCAGCCCAGCACCAAGAGUAAAGCAGCCAGCGGAUCCAAACGCACGCGACAAAGAUAGUUUGACUGGUAGUAAAACAUCAUCUAUCCGUUUCCGCGUUUACUCACCUCUUCGUUUGGCGAUUCUCAGUCCUGAGAAAUUCAAGGGGUCUCAACAGCCAUUGCACGAUAUCGAACGCCUAGGCCCUGUCGGAUGUGAGGAGUACGUCGCUCUUUGCUACUACCGCGACCAUGUCCAGUUUUCGCCAGCUUUUUUCAACCUGUGCGCGUUGAGGUAUUUGCGAGACCUAGCGAUAGCGUUGGUGAGGCAUCCGAAGACUGAUCCGAGACUGUUAACUUUCAGCCUCGACGAUGGUUUUGCGCCUGAUCAGGUGGACGAAAUCUUAUCGACCCUGGAUGAAGAGUUCUACUUCAACACUCUGCGGAACUAUUGUCGGGACUUUGUGACGUCGCCUUUGGGUGCAGCAUAUCUGAGUGGAAGCGACGAGUUGUUGUUGGAAUUACUUGGUAAAAAGAAGUGGCCAUCAAAUAAGUCACAACAGAUGACAGCACCUUUGUUGGCUGGAGGUGAACAUGACUGGUCACCUCCAGUGCAAGCAUUGCCCUUGAUCGGAACUACAGGAGGAACGAGUACUGCAAGAAAUGCAGGUUUUACGAGUACGAGAAUCAAUGCCAAAUUACUGCUAGUGGAUGAUCCUGGGACUCUAGACCAGAGUGAGUUGGAGCAACAGGAACAGUCACGCUCCUAUGGACAGCAAAGCCCAGCGUUCCCACCCAGUCCCAUCAACACCGCUACGCCUACCAGUCCAAUUCCAGGCACACCUGCCUUCCCGAAGCAACCACGUGGCAUAUCAAGGGAAAUUUCAGCAUUUUCGACGGAAGCGAUCUCGAGGCUUGUGUCUGCUGAGGCAGAUCAGAUGAAUCAAAUAGAGGAAAGACGGAAACUAUCUUCUUUGGUCGAAAGUCAGAUUGUGCCAAGGCUGGUGGAAUGCUUGUAUUAUGACGUUCAAUUAGAGGCGGGGGACGGGGAGGGCGAGGGAAGUAAUGUUGAAGACUUUAUUGACGAGCACGCUGAAGAAGAACGUGCUAACGAUGCCGAAGGCGAUGCCCAAGCAGUCGUAGCUGAAAGACAGAACUCCGACAAUUCAGCAAGCUCCAUAGAAGAAGUCUCCUGUCUUCUCGAAUCCUCGACAGUGGCAGAUGCUCUUCGAUCAGUGGCCAUACCGUUUGUUAUCCUCGAAACGAAGGUGCCGAGGGGCAGCUUCUAUGAAAGUGCUGGUGCGAAAGGGAUAGCUUCUACGAAAGGACUCUCCUCUUGGUGGAAAAAUGCGUUGGAGAAUACCCUGUGUUUGGACAAUAAUAUGAGGCAAGGUCGUAGUCGUUCUUUUAUAGGAAGUACGGAACAAGUCACUCCAGUGAAGAUGAAUAGAAGCCUUUCAUCAAGACCUGCUGCAGAUGAACAAGCAGAACAACAACUCUCUAGUCCGUCAUCGUUACGCGGUCCUCUUACCGAGCUAGUCACUUUCCUCGAGCUUCAAGGUCACGAAAUAGUCGAUCGGAAAUUCGAUGAAAUGGGUGAGGCGAUCGCGGAGUUCUUGGAUGUUGACGGCGUAGGACGUUCAUCAUCCAGACUGUCCAGACAUCGAUCUUCUAGAAGUACACGUCAGGAACAGCACCUCUGCAGGAACAGCACCUCUGCUCGUGGAUAUGCUCAUAAUAGAGGUAGGAAUCGGAGGAGAAACGAUCAAGAGCAUGCUGGCUCAUCCUCUAGCCGACGAAGAAGUAACUAUGAAACGAAAAUCUGUUAUAUCAUUAUCAAGUUUCUGAAGAAGGAAAGCAUGAUGAUGAUAACAGAUAAUUUUCUUUUCAUAGUAACAGCUCGAAUUGUUCUGGUGCACCUGCGCAAAGUGCGAGCGCAGCGUUAUCUAGGAACAGCAGUACUGUAAAUGGCUCAAGAGCAACAUCGCGGAUUCUCCCGUGCGUCGUUGAUUUGGAGAACUACAGAGGUCCAGGCCAAGCUUGCCCUCAGCACUUCACAAAUGACGCAAACGUAACGGAUGAGGUAGCCACCGCAUUGUGUGGCUUGCUUGGCUACGUGGCUGAUACUGCCGGGGGGCAUCAUCCUCAAGCAGGUAAUAAUCCUACAAGAACAAGAAUACGCGUCGAAAAAGUGGAGAUAGUUGGAAAAAGUCUUAAUCCUCCAACGUCGCCAGCAUCAAAUACUUCGCCACUGAUAAACUUAAGGCUCAACUUUCAUUGGUCAUUGAGCAGGUUAGUCACUGAGAUCGAAGAGGAGACCCCUGGAGAGAACAGGGUAAAACGAAGGAAAAACAAAGGGAGAGCCGUGGGGCCCUUUUCUUUCAGAAUCAGUGACCACUGACUGCUGACCUUUAACAAACGGUAGCAUAGGUUGGAGAACGAGAAGUGGAGCGCAAUCAUCACGACCGAGAAGUCCUGCUCCUCAGAGCAGGGUAGGACAUCACGAAGCUGACAACGAGGAGGACCUGUACCUCGUCCCGACCGAUCUCCUCAACGGCAGGGAAACCCUUUAAGGGCGUAGGCUUUAGGUGUUCCUCUUAUCAUUUGUUAUCUGGCUCUCCUAAGGGAGGGAACAGGCAUAACAAACGGGAGCAGAACCCACGAACACCAAAAUUUGCCUACCUCGUCUAAACGCUAGCUGAACGAUCCUCGCAAUCCAUCACGAACGCAAACCAACUCCGCUUUCCGACAGAACAGGAAUCUCUGAACUGUUCGCUUCUAGAUUUGGCCAUGACAGAGGAGAGAGUGAAUGUGGUUUUGGGCAUCCUGAGUCGGCCAGAUCUGAAUUCUCGCUUGAUCACGCCGCUGCUGUAUGAGAAGUUAAGUGUCGUUGUCGUGAGCGUGACUAGAGGUAGUCUUGCAAAAAUGCUGUUUUAGACGUCAAAUCACAGGAGGGCGCCUUCUUAGCUGCUCUAACGUUUGCCUUCCGUCAAUGCCUCGAACGCGGCUUCGCUAUACAGGGUCGCUCUUCUUUCUCCUCAAACCCCACAGCCCGUAGGGAAAACGCAGAUGGCCUCGACGCACGGUCCGAUACUCGUGUCUCGACAUCAGCGGUCUUGAACCUUCGGCCACCUCGAGGCUUCAACUUGUGGCUGCGAAUCUGCAGGUUAUUUCAACAGAAGAAAAUCCAGGAUGAAUGGGUAGCGGAAGAAGUAGUGGAGGAACCAAAUAGAAGCAGUGGAGGCAACACUAGAAAUAUAAGGAGGAGGACGGCUUUGGUAGUGUCUAUCGCGACAUCAUCAUCUUGUUCUUCUUCUUCGUCUGGUCCUACUUCUAAACUAGAGAAGGCAACGACAUCAAGAACCACAACCACUUCAUCACAAGAAGAACGCUAUUUCCGCAGAGGUAAGAGAUUCGAGGUCGUCAGCGCAAAUGCACAAAGCAGGUCAGUUGCUCAGUACACAGACGAUGUGCUGGAUGCGGUGGAGGGGUACAUGGGAAUCCGCAUCUUUCCUAGAGAAACUUCUUCUGGAACUAGUGCCUCAUCUGCCUCUCUUCAAUCUCAGAGAGACCAUGAGCUAUUAAGGGUAGGUUAAAGGUGCUUUUCUUACCGCUUUUUAUGCCUCUCUCCCUUAGGAUGAGAAAGGCAUAAAAAGCGGGGUAAGCGAGCCCCAAAAACCUACCUCUAAAGCUAGUAUUCGAUACCAAGUCUCUCCGCUGUCUGAAAGCCGAGUACUGGCGGUGGAAGCGAACUGAACGGCCAAUGCAUGUUUUGGGUGCGAAUUGUUGUGGGGUGGGAUGGGCCUCAGUGACAUGUGAGAAAAGAGGGUGUUGGAUCGAGAUAUCAAGGAGUGAGUACUUGAAAUAUGUAAGUUCUGUAGAGGUUGUUUUGGAGAAAGAUCUUCUUGUGUGAGACGUUCCAAGGUUGACAUGUAGGUAUAGUUCGAGUUUCCUCUCGGGAGUGCGGGACCACGCAUCAACACGAGAUUGUCGCAAUAUUUUCGAACAGUAUCGUCCAACUCCAUGACGCUCGGUGGAGGACACGACGAGUUGAGUCAGAGCAAGGGAAAUCCAUGAU
This is a messenger RNA of Amoebophrya sp. A25, 4622 nucleotides long. Lineage: Eukaryota; Dinophyceae; Syndiniales; Amoebophryaceae. The record is from the annotation of a GenBank genome assembly.